AUGAACAAUUUCGGGGUCAUCGAGCUUGCCAGCGCAAAGACAACCUCGGCGCCAGGCUGGGCUUAUGUCCCCGACAAUACAAUCAGUCGCCCGACAGCGCCAACCAGCAGGAAGCGCGCCAGGAAUGUUCCUGGUCUUACAUAUAGUGACUUGACGGCUCGACAAGAUAAUAAAAUUCGAAAAGAAGCCGAGGCUUUAGAUAAAGAUGGUGGAAAGGAUAACACAAUACCGUUGCCAAUCAAGAGCGGAAGAACGCAAGGAAAACACACACCUAAUGUUCGUAAGAUUCUACAAUCGCAGAAGACAUUCGGGAACCACUUGGAUGACUUCCUCGCGAUGCUGGCACUUGCAGAGGCCAACCCUACGAAUUCUCGUUCCGCUGCUUCUGGCGCAAACAACAAACGGGCAUCGAAUAGUCGAAGAGAUACUCCCUCAUCCUCGAAACCGCCGCAAGAGGACGACAUAGCGAUGGCCGACGCCGACGCCGAUGCCGACGCCGAUGCUCCGACUGUUCUUCCUGAAUCAUCGAGACCUUCACCACCGAGCCACCCUGGCGAUAACGAUCCUUUACUUAUGUCGCGUGUUCCCGACACGCCGUCCGACGAGGAGCUGCGCAGGCUCCUUUCCCACGCUCCCUUGAACUAUGGCGAAGUGACAGGCCAUCGAGACAACAAGUAUCCCGUUAGAUCGUUCUGUGAGGUUUGCGGGUAUUGGGGGCGUGUGAGGUGUAUGAAGUGUGGAACAAGAGUCUGCGCACUGGAUUGUUUGGAGGCGCAUAAGGAAGAGUGUGUCACACGCUAUGGACUAUGA
Messenger RNA from Fusarium proliferatum ET1, 810 nucleotides. RefSeq lists its product as uncharacterized. The record is from RefSeq and is a predicted model, not a curated record. Gene Ontology annotation, biological process: chromatin remodeling. Gene Ontology annotation, molecular function: nucleosome binding. Lineage: Eukaryota; Fungi; Ascomycota; Sordariomycetes; Hypocreales; Nectriaceae. Gene Ontology annotation, cellular component: Swr1 complex. The transcript has 2 exons. The coding region runs from base 1 to 810 and encodes 269 amino acids.